AUGUCAAGUCAGCCCCUUCUCCAAUCUGGCCCAGGCAAGCGCAUCGCCCUCCCCACCCGUGUCGAACCGAAAGUCUUCUUCGCGAACGAGCGAACAUUCCUCUCAUGGCUCAACUUCACCGUCAUCCUUGGCGGCCUCGCUCUGGGUCUUCUCAACUUCGGUGAUCGCGUAGGCCAAAUAAGCGCCGCCUUGUUUACCUUCGUGGCCAUGGCUGCCAUGAUAUAUGCGCUGGUGACGUUCCAUUGGCGGGCAAAGAGUAUACGGCAGAGAGGUCAAGGCGGGUUCGAUGAUAGGUUUGGACCUAGCAUCUUAGCUGUCGCGCUGCUUGCGGCUGUUAUUGUCAAUUUUGUGCUGAGGAUCCAUGAGGGAACGAAGGGGAAGGCUUGA
Histoplasma capsulatum G186AR is the source of this 387-nucleotide messenger RNA. Its product is annotated as vacuolar transporter chaperone 1. Lineage: Eukaryota; Fungi; Ascomycota; Eurotiomycetes; Onygenales; Ajellomycetaceae. The transcript is spliced from 2 exons. The coding region runs from base 1 to 387 and encodes 128 amino acids. Gene Ontology annotation, cellular component: fungal-type vacuole membrane; vacuolar transporter chaperone complex. The record is from RefSeq and is a predicted model, not a curated record.